AGAAGUCAUAGUUUGUGACUUAUUGAUUGUGAAAAGUCCUUCUGAGAAGGAGAAGGAGAAAAGCUAGGCCAAACACCCCCUAGGUCGCUUUAUCGUUCUACUCCCCAACCUAUGUUAUCCUCUUGAAUACGAAAACUCAAUCAACUACACCCCACCCCACCUUGUAGAAUCCUAUCUAUCAUCUUGGUGAUGGCGUCUUCUUCUUCAGCGCCUAAUCUGUGGGUAUUGCUAGGCUUGAGUCUGGCCGGAAUACUGUUGAUGACGAAAAAGCUUAAGAAGGCUGCCAAAGUUGAUUUCGGAGCCUUUGUCCAGAGGUUUCAGCUUCUACCUCCACCGCAGCCCGCUCCUCCCAAGGCCCCCCACCCGCUCACCGCCCUCACCUUUGCCGUCUCCGACCUAUUUGAUAUCAAUGGGUUUGUUACGGGGUUUGGCAAUCCAGAUUGGGAAAGGACACAUGAAGCUGCUUCACAGACAUCUCCUGUUGUUUCAGCUCUUGUAGAUGGAGGAGCAACAUGUGUUGGAAAAACUGUGGUGGAUGAAAUGUCAUUUGGUGUAAGUGGAGAAAAUAGACAUUAUGGAACACCCACGAAUUUUGUUGCUCCUGCAAGGAUACCAGGAGGGUCAUGUAGUGGAGCUGCGGUUGCUGUUGCUGCAAAACUUGUUGAUUUCUCUUUGGGUGUUGACACUGUUGGUGGGGUGAGGCAACCUGCUGGACAUUGUGGCAUUUUUGGAUUUCGGCCAUCGUAUGGUGCUGUUUCUCAUUUGGGGAUUAUUCCUAUCUCAACAAGUUUUGAUACUGUUGGAUGGUUUGCCAUGGAUCCAAGUGUAUUACAUCGUGUAGGUCAAGUGCUGCUACAAGGACAGUUUGCAGUUCAACGGAAUCCUAGGAAUGUUAUCGUUGCCGAUGACUGUUUUCAGCUAUCAAAAAUUCCUAUCCAACGCUUGACCCAGGUCGUAAUCAGAUCAACCGAAAACCUAUUUGGAAAGCAAGUUUUGAAGCAUGAGAAACUCAGUGAUUACAUUGCUUCCAGAGUUCCAAGCCUGAAAGCAUUCGAUUCCAACAAGUCAAAUGGUGAUCCUAAAUUUUCUUCUCUAAGGUCACUUGCUAGCAUUAUGCAGUUACUACGGAGGCAUGAGUUCAGCCAUAAUCACUUUGAAUGGAUAAACACGGUGAAGCCAACUUUAGAUCCACUUAUAUCAGCUCAGGUACAAGAAAAACUAGAGUUAGCAGAUAAGGAUAUCAAUAAUUUCGUAGCUGUUAAAAACGAGUUGAGAUCUGCUCUAAAUGCCCUUUUGAAGGAUGAUGGAGUUCUUGUGAUCCCGACAGUUUGUAGUCCACCUCCCAAGCUUGGCUCUAAGGAGCUUUCAUCAGAAGACUAUCUUAUCACAGAAUUUUCACUCACGGCCUUAGCAAGCAUAUCAGGCUGCUGUCAGGUUGUAAUACCAUUGGGAUUAUAUGAAAACUACCCUGUUUCGGUGUCGUUGAUGGCAAAACAUGGGGGUGAUCGUUUUCUAUUGGAUACGCUUAAGACCAUGCAUGCAUCUCUUCUUCACAAGUUAGCUGAUGAAGCUGGAAAGUCAAAAACGUCCAAUGAUGUCAGCAAGGAAGCCGCUGCUGAAAUUGCCAAAGAAAAGGGUAAUGCUGCUUUUAAAGCAAAAAAUUUCCAGAAGGCAAUUGGGUUUUAUACUGAUGCCAUCAAACUCAACAGCACCACUGCAACUUACUUUAAUAACCGAGCUGCCGCCUAUUUGGAGCUGGGAAGUUUCAUUCAAGCUGAAGCAGAUUGUACCAAAGCUAUCGAUCUUGAUAAAAAGAAUGUGAAGGCAUACCUAAGGAGAGGUACGGCACGGGAGAUGCUUGGAUACUACAAAGAGGCAAUUGAAGAUUUCAGGUAUGCACUUGUUCUAGAGCCAACCAAUAAAAGGGCAGCAGUGACUGCAGACAGGCUAACAAAAUACUUUCAGUAGAAUUUGGCUGAAACACGAUGCUUGUGGCGGCAGGCUUUUGAAUGAAACGGUGAAGUAAUCAUCGGUUGCUGGUAGUUAUGAUGUAAUAUCAUAGGUCAAUUUUGGUCCAGGUGCAUUUUAAGAUACAAAUUUCAGAUGUUUUUCUCACCUUUGUAUGUGUUUAUAUACUUGAAACCUUUAUCAAUUCAUUAAAAUUUCUAGCGAC
Molecule: messenger RNA, 2173 nt
Organism: Helianthus annuus (common sunflower)
Lineage: Eukaryota; Viridiplantae; Streptophyta; Magnoliopsida; Asterales; Asteraceae
Product: outer envelope protein 64, chloroplastic
Exons: 13
Coding region: 190-1968 (592 amino acids)
Molecular function (GO): protein binding
Source: RefSeq, a predicted model, not a curated record